GAACUUUUCUAUUAUCUGUCUCUGUGUAAUAUAUGGCUCAAAUCGGGUUAACUAUCGGCGUCGCUGGUGGUGCCGCGAAACUCUCUAUCUCAUUAUUCAGUAUCGCAGCCGCCAUUGGAACGGCAGGCGUUGAAGUACGCGCCUUUGCUUCAAAUGCUAGCUCACUUGCUCAAGUUCUUACCAACCUGAGCGAUGCUUUAGUGACGAAGGAGCCAAUUUCGCCCAAGGCAAAGACCAUUGCCGAUGGCCUGAUUACGCUUUGCCAAACUAUAUUGGAUGAUAGCAGCAACCUUCUCAAGAGGCUCCGACCGCUAGUGGAACUCACUGGUAGUGCUCAAAAGCGGUUUAUACUUCGAAUACGUUGGGUAUUUGAGAAAUCUAAAUUUGCUACUCAUCUGCAGUCUUUGGAAGCCCUAAAGAGCACUCUAUCAUUAUUGAUAGGCACAGUAAACUACUCUGACGGCGUUGCAUCAAAUAGGCCAAGGGAUAUUCAAAUUUCAUUACGACUCCAGCUUCAGAACGUAGCAUCAGAAGAAAUCCAGAACAGCAACCGUGUACAUCAAAAUGUUUCUCGCCUCAUGCAAAGAGAAAGCCCCCUCUUGACGGGAAACCCUCUAAAAGAAUCUCGAGAAAGCCAGCCUCUAAAGCUACGGAGAAUUCCGGAUGACAGCAUUAAUGGCGAAGAAGAUGAAUCGCAAUCUGUAGACCCAGGGCUUGACUCGCUCUCACUCGAGCCUAGCGAAGUUGAGAAAUCCAUUAUCGUCCACUCAAAAAACGUCGAAAACGAGGAGGAAGUUGAGAGAGAAUUUGGCAUUGAAGAACUAGAUAUUGUUACCCCUUACUUGGAAAUUUCGUUGCUGCAACAGCGCACUAUUCAGUUUGCGACACUUGUUCUCCGAGCGGAAGAGGAUAGGGCUACAGCUGAUGAUAUCAAUGCACCUAAUGAUCAAGGUUCUAGCAACUCUCAGGAUGGAACUCGACUCAGCAACCCUCCACCACCUCAGUCUCACAUGGAGCACAUGAAUGGAACCGUAAUCUAUAACUCAGGAAAUCCAGAGUCACUUGACCAGCAGCAGUCCGUUGCUAGCUCGGAGACUGCUUCAGUAGCUGCAGAAAACGUACCAACUACAAAAGCCGAAGUGACUAAUGUAGCAUAUGGUAGCCUAUUGUUUACCGAUGCUCGUGGAACGAGGUAUACUUUGCCUUUAAGUGACUGUAAGACAUGGGAAGGCAUGGUUAAUAUCCUAAGGGAGAUUUAUACAAGUGACGAUUACUGGGGAUAUGAGCUGAAGUCUGAGGUCGAGAAACGCAACAAAUCUGGCCUCAAGCUUGGCCUUCAGCCAUUCAUACUACUAGGCGGUCGUGACUACGCUAUUAUUCUUCCUCGACAUUGGACAAGUAUUGUCCACUCAGCGUAUUCAGUGACAAUGAGGUUUGAUGAUCCUCGUCUUAACACCGUGCCUGACCCAAGAGUCGAAGAAUUACAGAGGUUUGAUGAUCCUCGUCUUAACGCCGUGCCUGACCCAAGAGUCGAAGGAUUACAGAAGUCUGAUGAUCCCCAUAUCAAGGCCUUGACUAGAGUCAAAGGAUUACAGGGGUUGGUUGCUAAAGUACGCCUUUGGGAUAAAUUGGUGAAAAAGAGAAGGGAUGCUGAUUAG
This is a messenger RNA of Pseudogymnoascus verrucosus, 1658 nucleotides long. RefSeq lists its product as uncharacterized. The record is from RefSeq and is a predicted model, not a curated record. NCBI's taxonomy places the organism in Eukaryota, Fungi, Ascomycota, Leotiomycetes, Thelebolales, Thelebolaceae. The coding region runs from base 33 to 1658 and encodes 541 amino acids. The transcript is spliced from 3 exons.